This is a messenger RNA of Prunus mume (Japanese apricot), 1539 nucleotides long. The record is from RefSeq and is a predicted model, not a curated record. Lineage: Eukaryota; Viridiplantae; Streptophyta; Magnoliopsida; Rosales; Rosaceae.
AUGUUAUCCUUCAGGUCCUCCAAGGCAGUGAAGAAGAAGAAGAAGACAAUUAUUGUUGGUCUAAAUUCAGAUAGCUCCAGCAGAGAGAUGCUACUUAGAUUGCUCAUUUCUGUUGUUAAAGCAGGGGACAGUGUAACAGCUGUUCAUGUUCAAGAAGCAGAUGCUGAUGCUUUUGAUCCAAACUCUUUCCACACCCAUGAAGAUCUCUGCAAGUCCAAGAAGGUGGAUUUCCAUGUAAAAGUCUGCAUUACAGAUUCAUAUGUUUCUGAAUUACCCUAUCAAGUGAGGAUCAGCUAUGCAACAAUCCUUGUACUUGGUUGCAGCCUUUCAGGGCCAAGCCUUUCAGCUAUCAAUACUUGCUUGAAAGGGUUACCUCCCUCAUGCACUCUUCUGGUAAUGGAUACUGUUGGAAGAAUACUUUUGGAAGGGCAGGGGACCUCCCAACAAGGCUCUGUGAGGGCAGCAGCCCUGCAAUCUUCUCAGUCAUUUUCUUCAACCUACACUUGUUCUGAUAAAAAAUCAAAUAUCACUCCCCAGUUGCAAAAGUCAUUCACCGUACCAGCUUCCUCUACAGGGCCAUCAAUGCGACCAACUACUAGACGAGCACUCUCUGCUGUAAAUAAAGUGGUGGAGGUUUCUGACUCGGUGGCUGAGAAACUGUUUCAUAAAUUGGCACUGUUAGAAGCAGAAGGGUCCAUCAGGAAUUUCGCACCGCAAGAGCUUCGUUAUGCAACUAACAAUUUCAACUCUGCCAUGGUGAUUGGAGAGGGUGGACAUAGUAAGGUGUACCGUGCCAAACUUGGAGAUGGUCAAGAUGCUGCUGUGAAAGUCCUCAAAUCCUCACACUGUUCUGCUGUGGAUUUUUUUCGAGAAGUACACUUGUUUUCAAGUAUGAAACAUGAGAGCAUUGUUCAGAUAAUCGGGUUCUGCAAUAACAAGGAGGUGCAAGCAAUUGUAUAUAAUCUUUUAAAGGGAAGUUUGAGGCAGAAUUUGAGACAACUUAGGUGGAGUGAGAGGAUGAAAGUUGCAAUUGGAGUGGCAAAGGCACUGGACUACCUUCAUCAUUCUCACAACCCUCCUAUCAUUCAUAGGGAUGUGAAGUCAUCCAACAUUCUCCUCUCCCACAAUUGCGAACCGAUUUUGUCGGAUUUUGGAGCAGCUAUGUUCCUUCAGCAAGCUUCAGCUAAAACAAAGGCGCCAUUUGAUGUCGUUGGGACAUUUGGAUACUUAGCCCCGGAGUACAUGAUGUAUGGCAAGGUUGAUGAAAAGAUAGAUGUGUACUCAUAUGGAGUGGUGCUCCUAGAACUCAUCACUGGGAAAGAGGCUAUUCAAACUGACCAGGAGAUUCGUGAAAGCUUAGUGCUAUGGGCAAGGUCCUUGAUGUGCAGUGGCAUAUGGGAACGUCUAAUUGAUCCUAACUUGGUUGAAGACUAUAACAAGGAAGAGAUGGAAAUGAUGAUGAUCGCAGCGCGCCUCUGCCUUAUGCAUUCGUCUUCUCGAAGGCCAACCAUGAAGAUGGCCACUUUGAGACUAGGUUAA